This is a messenger RNA of Blepharisma stoltei, 918 nucleotides long. Lineage: Eukaryota; Ciliophora; Heterotrichea; Heterotrichida; Blepharismidae. The record is from the annotation of a GenBank genome assembly.
AUGGCUUAUACUGCUUCUCCAGCACAAUUUCUUUCAACUGAAGACCAUCUCCGCAAAAUGCUCAGCAAAACAGGCGGCCCAAGUUUCGGAACCGAUGUCAAAUACUUGCCUCGUAAUUCUCAUUCUCCUUUUGGUGACUUUCCCUCAGGCUAUGUGAUUCCUUCAAAACGCAUUUCAACUGAAUUCAAUUUAAGCCCAGUUCAUGAAGCAUCACAAGCUGCAAGCCAGCCUAAUGAAUUUGUCAAAAAAGGCAAAGGUUCAGGAGGCAAAACUUCUUCAUUAUUCCAUGGAAGAGAACAGCCAAUAGAAACUCCUCCUAGAGCUGGAGCUUUUAACAGAAGACAAAUCCCACCGAGUGAAUUCAGGAGAUUUUAUGACCGUGGAGACCUUCCUAUAGCUAUAAGUCAUGGAACAGGCAAUAAAAUUGCAUGGAAAGUUCCAGUGGAACAGCUAGAUUAUCAUCACUAUUUACCUAUUUUCUUUGACGGGAUAAGAGAAAAGCAUGACCCUUAUAGGUUUUUGGCUAUACAAGGAGUUCAUGAUAUGCUUGAACAUGGAGGUAAUAAAGUUCUGCCUGUAAUUCCUCAGCUUAUUAUUCCAAUAAAAACCGCUUUGAAUACUCGAGACGCUGAUAUUAUCAGUGUAGUCUUAAAAGUAUUGCAAAAAUUGGUAACGUGUGCAGAUAUGAUCGGAGAAGCUUUAGUACCUUAUUAUAGGCAGAUUUUGCCGAUAUUUAAUAUUUUCAAGCAAAAAAAUAUAAAUUCUGGAGACAAGAUUGAUUAUUCACAAAGAAAGAGACAAAAUAUAGGAGAGCUUAUACAAGAAACAUUAGAAUUGCUGGAAACUACAGGUGGAGAAGACGCAUUUAUUAACAUCAAAUAUAUGAUACCAACUUAUGAAAGCUGCGUAUUGAACUAA